This is a messenger RNA of Arctia plantaginis, 1296 nucleotides long. Lineage: Eukaryota; Metazoa; Arthropoda; Insecta; Lepidoptera; Erebidae. The record is from the annotation of a GenBank genome assembly.
AUGUCAGUGAAGGAAAAAGAGUUCUUCGGGCCGCUGACACUACAUCAAAAGACAGAAAAUCCGUCGAUUUUCAAAAGUGAGGAAUUAGUGGAAGUUUCUUGCCUUUUGUGCGAUGAAGUCUUUACCCUGCCUGAGCAUGAGAAGCAAUUGCUCACACAUUUGUUCAUGACACAUCGCCUGGUGAUUGCAGACGUCAACCAGAUAGCAGAUUUGAAGGAGUAUUUGCGGUAUUGGGGAUUCCGUUUUAAAGAUCAAAGUUUGCCGUACUUCUGCACCACAAUGUUGCUUGACAAUAAACCAGAUGGCACGAAGUCAAAGAAUGAAGAAUAUUACCUACUAAGUGAUGUCUUACCUGAAGACAAAGAGUUACGUACAAAUCUACAGCAAACCAGAUUAGAGAAACUAUUACAAAGACAUCAGUUUGAAAGAGAAGAUAAAAGCUAUGUAAGAGAAUGCCUGUUUUGUCGCAACAUCUCUACUACAACUAGAACAAAUUACUUAAACCAUUUGUAUGAAAAACAUAAUUUUCACAUUGCCAAACCAGACAACUUGAUAUUUAUUGAUGAAUUGGUUGAUAUGAUUGCAGCCAAACUGGAGAAUCUUCAGUGCAUUUUUUGUGAGGGCAACUUUAAAGACCGCACUAUACUUAAAGAACAUAUGCGUAAAAAAGGACAUAAAAGAAUUAACCCUGAAAAUAAAGAAUACGACAAGUAUUUUUUAGUCAACUAUAUUGGUGACAAACAGACUAAGCAAAACUAUAAACCACAAAGAAAAUAUAACAAUGUAAAGAAGUCAGUGGAAUUUGACAAUGAUUCCAAUGCAGACAGUGAUCCAGAGUGGUCUGAAUGGACUGAAGAACACGGUCCGUUAAUAACUUGUCUUUUGUGUGACCAUACUGAAACUGAGUAUGAUAAGAUUUUAGCACACUUGAAGCUACAACAUGAGUUUUCAUUCUUGAAAGCUACGGAAGGUAUGGGUUUCUAUCACAAAGUCAAAAUUGUGAACUACAUUCGUCGGCAAAUACAUCUCAAACAAUGUUUAGCUUGUGAAACUAAAUUUGAUGAUUCAAAAAAUUUAGAAAAGCAUAUCAAGGAAAUGAAACACUGGGUUUUAUCUAAGGAAAAGUGGGAUCAGCCUGAAUAUUAUUUUCCAACUUAUGAAGAUGAUUUGUUCCUUUGUUUUAUACAGGAUGAUGAUGAAAGCUGGUGGUCGAGUGAUGAACAUGAAGUUGAUAAAAGAAAUAGCAUGUCUGAUAAUAUAUCAAAAGAGAUGGCUAUGGCUGUGUUGAAUGAUUAA